Doryrhamphus excisus (bluestripe pipefish) is the source of this 828-nucleotide messenger RNA. It is a transcript of the gene leap2, whose product is annotated as liver-expressed antimicrobial peptide 2. Gene Ontology annotation, biological process: defense response to bacterium; antimicrobial humoral immune response mediated by antimicrobial peptide. The record is from RefSeq and is a predicted model, not a curated record. Lineage: Eukaryota; Metazoa; Chordata; Actinopteri; Syngnathiformes; Syngnathidae.
CAGCAGAGUCCGACCUCCGGCCCCUGACCGCUUCCCCAGCGCAGUAUCGACAAAAUCCUUCAGACCAGAACCUGCAGGGUCUACUAUCAGCACAAAAGAUGCAGAUGCAAGAAAGUCACUUAUGUAGGGUCGCUCUGUGCCUGGUUCUGCUGGUUCUGACCCAGCAGGUGGGCUCAGGUCCCGUACAGAGUCCAGAACACACGGGCAAGAGAAUAGCCCGCACAAGCCCGCUGUGGAGGAUCAUGAACAGUAAACCUUUUGGCGCUUACUGCCAGAACAACUACGAGUGUUCCACCGGACUCUGCAGAGCGGGACACUGCUCCACCAACCAGCAUCCUCCCUCUGAGGUGGCCAACUACUAGCGGGAACAGCGAGAUCAUCCAGCACCAGAACCUGACUCAAGAUGUGUGGGACAUCGUUCUUGUUGUGUUAAGGAGCGGACGUUACAAAAGGAAGCAAAACUCAUAACGGAGCUUGUUAAAUUGUUAAAACAACAUUUGUAAUUCAUCAUUCCAAUCCUGCACAUUUUAUUUAUUCCACCAAAUACGCAUGUAUUCAAUGCAUCAUUUUGUUGAAACUAGAAUAUAAUAUAAUAGUUGUAUUGUUAUUAUUUUUAGAAUAAUGAGGGAAAGACUUGGAAGGGGAACCGUGUUGGGACAAUCUGAGAAUUUUGUGCACUUUGAGAUGAAGCACUUUUUAAAAAGCCAAAUUAUCAUUGUACUGUGGCUCUGUACUGUAUGUACUGGUUCAAAACAGCUGGAAUAAAUACAUGAAAAAACACACAGUGCAUUUUUUUGUGAAUAUAAUUUAGAUGUGCAUGAUUGAUUU